AUGGCUCCAUCGGGACGUCCCAACACGGUCCGGCUGCUGUUCCUCGGGGCAGCCGGGGUCGGUAAGAGCGCGCUCAUCCACCGCUUCCUCCACGACCGCUUCGAGCACAAGUACACGCGCACGGUGGAGGAGCUUCACGUGCUGGAGUACGACACGGCCGGGUCUGGGAAGAUGCGUCUGGAGGUCUUGGACACGAGCGGCAGCUACUCCUUCCCGGCGAUGCGGCAGCUCAGCAUCCGCCACAGCGACGCGUUCGCGCUCGUGUACGCGGUGGACGACCCCGGGUCCCUCGAGGAGGUGCGGCGGCUGCGCGACGAGAUUCUGGAGCUGCGGGGCGACAGGGGCGCGCCCAUCACCGUGGUGGGCGGCAAGGCGGACCUGGGUGACGCCGAGGGCCGCGUGCUGCUGGCGGCUGACGUCAUGGCCACGGUGGAGGACGAGUGGGACGCCAGCUUCGUGGAGGCGUCCGCGCGCACCGGGGGUAACGCGGUGGGAGUGUUCCGCGCGCUGCUGCGGCAGGUGAACCCGCCGCUGAGCUGCGCGGCGUGGAGGCGCAGGGACGCGGUGCCCAGACGAGCAGUGAGGAAGAAACCACCACUGAAGAAGAACAACAGCUGUGUCCUGUCGUGA
Molecule: messenger RNA, 630 nt
Organism: Cyclopterus lumpus (lumpfish)
Lineage: Eukaryota; Metazoa; Chordata; Actinopteri; Perciformes; Cyclopteridae
Product: ras-related protein Rap-1b-like
Exons: 1
Coding region: 1-630 (209 amino acids)
Molecular function (GO): GTP binding; GTPase activity
Source: RefSeq, a predicted model, not a curated record